CUUUUUGGCGUGGCCCAAAAGUCUGAGGCCCCUUUCGCAUAAGACUAUUCUGGUCUAGCUUUGGUUGAUCCUUCUGUCUCGUUUGAGGAAAGGAAGCAUCAGGUUUCUAUUUUACGAUCUCUUCCUCCCCCAGGUCUGCUCUGUUGAUUGACUUACCCAGUUGUUCCUGCGUGGUCCCUUCUUCUAGGAGGGUGAUCCUCUCCAGGACCGCCCAGAACAUCACACCCAGCGAGAAGAUGUCCGCCUGGGCCGUGUAGGUCAGUCCGCCCCACACCUCGGGGGCCAUGUAGAAGUCGGAGCCACAGGUGGACGAGAAGUGCUGCCUGGUCAAACCCCCGUCCCCCAGACCUCCCCUCAUCUUGCUCAGACCAAAGUCGGCCACCUAGAGACUGGAGUCAGAUCCCGUUGGGUUUGCCCCCCCCAGAUUUUGCCACUGUUGAACCCCCCCCCCCCACCCCCCUCCCCGCCCGCCCCCGACACCAGUUUUCUACCUGUUGGGCUCCUGCUUGUCCCUGCCUGUCUGGGUGUGCUGAGCGAUGAAGAUCCCUGUGUGGUGCCUGCUGGUGCUGCUGGCGUGUCUCUUCACCCCUGGACGCAGCGACUGCCAGGGGCAGUGUGCGGCCUGCGGCCUGCUCCUGCAGCAGCAGCAGCAGCUGCAGCAAGCCUUCAACACCAUGGUGUGUUUGUUGGAGUGCGAGGGCCGAGUCUCCGCCUCGCUCACAUGGGAGGUGUGUGAACGUGCCGUCAAACUGUCGCACCAUCCGCUGUUCCCUGAGGGCGCUCUGCUCAAGAGGGCCGGAGAGGGGCUGGAGUUGACCUCCCUCGACCUGAACUCGGACAGUGAACUGCUGCGGCCUGCGGCAGCGGGGCACUUCGAGGAGGGCGAUGGGGACCAGAUGCCCCUCGAGCAGCGCAGUGUCCGCUAUGACUCCUCACUGCUGGAAUCCUCUGAGGAGGCGGGGGGCCUGCGGGGGCUGAACCUCAAUCUGGUGGACGAAGAGAUGAAGCCGAGGGAGGAGAGGAACGUGGAGACGGACAGCCAGCUGGAGGGGGACGAGGAUGACAGCUCAGAGGCUGUCACCUUGUCCAAACGCUUCGGCGGCUUUCAGAGAGGGCGCCAUGGGUACAGGAAGCUCAUCGGCUCGCCCAUGAGGCCCCUACAAAAGCGCUACGGUGGGUUCAUAGGCGUGCGGAAGUCUGCCCGCAAGUGGAACAGUCAGAAACGGGUGAACCAGCUGCUCAGACAGUACCUGGGCAUGAGGAGCAGCCGCAGCGGCCGGUUCAACAGCGUCCCCGUAACUCGGGUCUGGAGGCAAAACAAACUGUGAUACGUUUGCCGUCGCUCUCACGGAAUCCCGCCCCCAGUUACCUCAGCCGAUCAAUCAUGUUUUCAGCAGCCCACGGCAGUUUGCACUGGGACACCGUCGCCAUCGUCGUCGUCGUCGUCGUCAUCGGAAGAACAGACUUCGCCGUCUCACCGCACCUCUCUUUGUGUCUCUAAGUAACGAGGAAUGUUUUGACCGUGAUGUCCUUCUUUAUUGAGCAUAUUUACAUGCCAUUCUGUGAAAUAAAAGAAUUAGAGAAGUGCAAUUGAAUAUAUUUUUGUGUGUGUUGGUAUAAUAAUGCGGGCCCGAAUGAGAUUGGAAAUCCGGUUCACAGCGAGGCUGUUCAGGUCUAAAGGGUGUGACGUGGAGAAUCAUGUUGAAUGCACUUUCAUGCACGUGUGGAUGGGACUAUAAAUAUGGUCAUUUCUUUUUGCACUCUGUAGUUGUGAGAGCUAUACUGUAACUGAUGUCCUGCCCUCGUGACUACUGGACUGACAAAGGUUUCCCCUUUGUAAAACCACACUUUUAGAAUCUGGGACUAAACAAAUUAAUGUUGAGCAGAAGCAAACAGUAGACGCAAAUUGGAGGUGGAGCAGCACUGUGCUUUCCACAUUCAGUCAGACGUAAAAUAUGGUCAGACAGUGGGAUUGUUGAAGAUCGUCGUAAUUACUAAUUUAUAGAGUCCCCUCUCCUGCUUAAGGAAUGUAAUUAGUUGCACACAAUGGAUAUGAAAUUGGCUGUCUGAACUUUACAAACUAACCAAAACGCAGCAUCUCCUCAAAAGGAAAAAAAAAAGCCUUGUUGCUAUUUCUUCAUUAUGAGGAUGGACAAAACAUUUCUUUCUCCUGUCUAAUGUACUCUGAUUUUGACCAUUAAGUGCAAAAUGAUGAGCUUCUCUUGAGAAAAAUGAGCAGUAGGUUUCGCAGGCUCCUCUGUGGGACAAUACUGCCCUCUAGUGUCCGAGAAGCAAACAUGUUGCCCUCGGAACAACUGAUGUCAUGUCCUCAGUGAUUUUUAAUACAACUCCCAGGAUUGACUCCACUUUCCUGCAUUAGACAUUAGGAUAAAUCAUACAUUAAAAAAAAUAUGGCUAAUUUCUGGCUGACACUUACCUGUUGAUCGCAGUCAAACAAAAUGUACUGGUGGCUUCUGUGUGACACUUCAUAAUUGUACAAAAAUUAUUCAGGUGGGAAGGGGGGACUGAACCUUGUUUAACAUAAAAAAGAAGAAAUACCCCAGUGUUAUUAAUACUUUUUGAACCCUCCUUUUAAAGAAAGAGCGACACUUGAAAAUUAAGAAAAUAUAUUUAGCUGCACUAAGCUAAAUUUAAAGUGGAAACAGCGGUUAGAGCGUUUUUAUCUUUUGCAAAGUGACGUGAAACUGAAUAUAAAGGCAGCGUUUCGUUUCUGCUCGUUCAUUUGAAUUCUUUUAGAUGUGAUGCCAAACCUUUCUGACAAACGGAUAAAGGCCAUUGCUGUCCCUGAGUAAAAAGAGCUGGGCACAGACAGCGGGCAGACAUAGAUCAUAGAAUAAAAUAAUACAGAAAAAAACCCCUCCCCCAAAUUGUCACACAGUCCCUAACUCACCCUGUAAUCAUGGAAAUGAGGAAGAAAUAAUUCACCGUGUUGCCAGGCGGAACUCAGGAGUGACAAAAAAGAAAACUAAUCCCGAGUCCGGCCUCAGACAUUACUCCACCUGGGGCUGCAUGACCACCACCAUCGUAACGUGCCAUUUAACAACAGGAAUAGGAAUAGGAUGAACUGUGCAUGUCAACCAUUGUUAUACAGGAAAGGAUUUUGCUUUGCUGCUUGGGUGAAAAGAAAAUACGGUAAUAUUUGUUCUGCCAUCAAGAUAGUUUUCCUCCACAAGCAGGUCACGUUCAUUCUUUUGCAUCGUAAUAGUGUUUGAUUAAGAGAUGUAAUAAUGUACGCAUAUGAGUGUGUGGGUGAUUGCAGAGAUUGUGUGUGUGUGUGUGUGUGUGUGUGUACGCACACGUGUGUGACUGUGCACGUGCAUGUGUGUGCUCGUAGGGUUCUCUGUCAAACUCAACACACAAAAAAAACCUGACUUUGUGAAUACAGUGUACAUUUCAGAGCACAUUUCUAUUACAUCAUGCCAUUGUUGAGUCUUCAUACGAAAAUGUGUAUAGAGAAAACUACAAUAAAAUAGUUUGCUAUUUC
Molecule: messenger RNA, 3505 nt
Organism: Scophthalmus maximus (turbot)
Lineage: Eukaryota; Metazoa; Chordata; Actinopteri; Pleuronectiformes; Scophthalmidae
Gene: pnocb
Product: prepronociceptin b
Exons: 3
Coding region: 537-1328 (263 amino acids)
Biological process (GO): sensory perception; neuropeptide signaling pathway; chemical synaptic transmission
Cellular component (GO): plasma membrane; axon terminus; neuronal cell body
Molecular function (GO): opioid receptor binding
Source: RefSeq, a predicted model, not a curated record